CGCCUCCCCGCCCCGCUUCCCUUGUUUUCGUUCCCCCUGUCACACGAGGCAGUGGCAAACCGAAGUGGGAGGGGAGUAGAGGGAGGAAAGGGGGCGGAAAGAGGACGGAAAGUGAAAGGCACAGAGCGCCUCUCUGUCCCCCGACUGGCUCAGUUCUCGACUGCUCCGGGCUGCCGUGGUAUUGUGGGAUCGCGGCGCGGACCUACAGACGCGGGGAUCCGCAGGGGAGCCCACUCGAGAGCGCCUCCUGUCGACUGCAAGGCCGCCCUGCCAUCCUCGGCACCCCAACUCCUCCCUCCCCCCCAUCGCCUCCUCCUCCUCCAUCCUCCAGUUCAAAAUGGCGACGGCGGUGGCAGCGGCGGCGGCGAUGGCUCCUCCGGGCUGCCCAGGAUCGUGCCCUAACUUCGCCGUAGUCUGCUCCUUCCUGGAGCGCUACGGGCCGCUGCUAGACCUGCCCGAGUUGCCGUUCCCCGAGCUGGAGCGGGUGCUGCAAGCGCCGCCGCCGGACGUCGGCCACGGAGAAGUACCAAAAGAAUUGGUGGAGCUCCAUUUGAAGUUGAUGAGGAAGAUUGGCAAAUCUGUUACAGCAGACAGAUGGGAAAAAUACUUGAUCAAGAUAUGCCAAGAAUUUAAUAGCACCUGGGCCUGGGAGAUGGAGAAGAAGGGCUAUCUUGAAAUGAGUGUUGAAUGCAAACUAGCCCUCUUAAAGUAUCUCUGCGAGUGUCAAUUUGAUGACAAUCUUAAAUUCAAGAAUAUUAUUAAUGAGGAAGAUGCUGACACUAUGCGUCUCCAGCCAAUUGGGCGAGACAAAGAUGGCCUCAUGUAUUGGUAUCAGUUGGAUCAAGAUCACAAUGUCAGAAUGUACAUAGAAGAACAAGAUGAUCAAGAUGGCUCUUCAUGGAAAUGCAUUGUCAGAAAUCGAAACGAGUUGGCUGAGACUCUUGCACUCCUGAAAGCACAAAUUGAUCCUGUACUAUUGAAAAACUCUAGCCAACAGGACAACUCUUCUCGGGAAAGUCCUACCUUAGAGGAUGAGGAGACUAAAAAAGAGGAAGAAACAUCUAAACAAGAGGAACAGAAGGAAACCGAAAAGGCGAAAGAAGAGAGGCCAGUGGAUUCCGUAAACCACUCCACAGCCAGUGUUUUAGAAGACACUACUUUUAAAGUUGAAAAAGAGGAUGAAAAGGAACUUAUAAAACUUCCAGUCAUUGUAAAGCUAGAAAAAUCAUUGCCAGAAAGUGAGGAAAAAAAGAUUAUCAAAGAAGAAAGUGAUUCUUUCAAGGAAAACAUCAAACCUGUUAAAGUUGAAGUGAGGGAAUGUAGAACAGAUCCCAGAGAUAGCAAAAGUAGCAUGGAGAAAGUGGGAACACAAGAACCUGAGAGGCUAGAAUUUGGUGGCAAUGUCAGAUCUUCUCAGGACAUUACAGAAAAAUCUACUGAAGAGACUGAGAAACUUAAAAAUGACCAGCAGGCAAAAAUACCACUUAAAAAGCGAGAAAUUAAACUGAGUGAUGAUUUUGAUAGUACAGUCAAAGGACCUUUGUGUAAAUCUGUUACUCCAACAAAAGAAUUUUUGAAAGAUGAAAUUAAACAAGAGGAAGAGACCUGUAAAAGGAUCUCUACAAUCACAACUUUGAGUCAUGAUGGAAAACAACUGGUAAAUGGAGAAGUUAGUGAUGAAAAGGUAACUCCAAAUCUUAAAACAGAACAAAUAGAGACAAAGUUUUCUGAUACAAAGGAAGACAUCUGUAGCAACCUUUCUAAGGACAGGAGUGUCAUCAUGGAAGGAAAUGGAACUGAGUGCUUAAAUUCUGUCAUAACUAGUACUAAAAUACAUGAUCUCGAGAAGGAAGUGGUUCCUUUAGGGAAAGUUGAAGAUGGUACAGUAUCAGUCUUAGAGACUCACAGUCAGAAAGGGCUGUUAGAGGAACCUGGUCUUUCAGAAAUGGAAACUUCUCUUGAGUCUUCUGAAAUAGCAAAGGCUCUCUCUUUAAAAACUGUUUUAUCUGCCACUGAAUCCUGUACAAUUAAAAUUGAAGAGAAGCCCCCCAAAAGUAAGAAAGAUAACCACCCACAAAUUCUAGAAAGUCUUGAAAAAUUAGAGAAAUCCAAAAAGACAUUUCUUGAUAAGGACACACAAAGAUUGAGUCCAAUACCAGAAGAAGUUCCAAAGAGUACAAUAGAAUCAGAAAAGCCAGGCUCUCCUGGGGCAGUUGAAAAUUCCCCACCAUCUAAAAUGUCUGACCAUUGUGAGAAACUAGCCUCAGCAAAAAAAGGAGUAGAAUGUCAGAGUAUAAAUUCUGUUGUAGGUCUGGAAAAAACAGUCCCAGAAAUUCUAACACAGGAUUCUGAUUCCAUGAAGGUGGAAAUGGAUAAUCUGGACAAUACCCAGAACUCUGGCUUAGGUGAUUCUUCUGAGACAAAGGAUUCUGUACAAAAAAGCAAAUUUAAAUAUAAGUUGGUUCCUGAAGAAGAAACCACUGCCUCAGAAAAUACAGAGAUAACUUCAGAAAGGCAGAAAGAAGGUAUCAAAUUAACAAUUAGGAUAUCUAGUCGGAAGAAGAAACCAGAUUGUCCCCCUCAAAUUCUAGAAGCAGAAAACAAGCAAGAGAAGACAGAAAAAGAAGAGGAGAAAACAAACAUGGGUCGUACUUUAAGGAGGUCUCCGAGAAUAUCCAGACCUACAGCAAAAGCAGCUGAGAUCAGGGAUCAGAAAGCUGAUAAAAAAAGAGGCGAGGGAGAAGAUGAAGUAGAGGAAGAGUCAGCAGCUUUGCAAAAAACAGACAAAAAAGAAAAUUUGAAAAAAACAGAGAAGGAUACAAACUCUAAAGUAAGCAAGGUAAAACCCAAAGGCAAAGUUCGAUGGAGUGGUUCUCGAACACGUGGUAAAUGGAAAUAUUCCAGCAAUGAUGAAAGUGAAGGCUCUGACAGUGAAAAGUCAUCUGCAGCUUCAGAAGAGGAAGAAGAAAAGGAAAGUGAAGAAGCCAUCUUAGCAGAUGAUGAUGAACCAUGCAAAAAAUGUGGCCUUCCAAACCAUCCUGAACUAAUUCUUCUGUGUGAUUCUUGUGACAGUGGAUACCACACCGCCUGCCUCCGCCCUCCUCUGAUGAUCAUCCCUGAUGGAGAAUGGUUUUGCCCCCCAUGUCAACAUAAGCUGCUGUGUGAAAAAUUAGAGGAACAGUUGCAAGAUUUGGAUGUUGCCUUAAAGAAGAAGGAGCGUGCUGAAAGAAGGAAAGAACGCUUGGUAUAUGUGGGUAUAAGUAUUGAAAACAUCAUUCCUCCACAAGAACCAGAUUUUUCUGAAGAUCAAGAAGAAAAGAAAAAAGAUUCAAAGAAAUCCAAACCAAACUUGCUUGAAAGAAGGUCAACAAGAACACGGAAAUGCAUAAGCUACAGAUUUGAUGAGUUUGAUGAAGCAAUUGAUGAAGCUAUAGAAGACGAUAUCAAAGAGGCUGAUGGAGGAGGAGUUGGACGAGGAAAAGACAUCUCUACCAUCACAGGUCACCGUGGGAAAGACAUCUCUACUAUCUUAGAGGAAGAAAGAAAAGAAAAUAAACGACCCCAGAGGGCAGCUGCUGCUCGACGGAAGAAACGCAGGCGUCUAAAUGAUCUGGAUAGUGACAGCAACCUGGAUGAGGAAGAGAGUGAAGAUGAAUUCAAGAUCAGUGAUGGAUCUCAAGAUGAAUUUGUUGUAUCUGAUGAAAACCUAGAUGAAAGUGAAGAAGAUCCACCAUCUAAUGAUGAUAGUGAUACUGAUUUCUGUAGCCGCAGACUAAGGCGACACCCCUCCCGGCCAAUGAGGCAAAGUAGACGUUUGCGCAGAAAGACUCCAAAGAAAAAAUACUCUGAUGACGAUGAAGAGGAGGAAUCUGAGGAAAACAGUAGAGACUCUGAAAGUGACUGUAGCGAUGAUUUUAGUGAUGAUUUUGUAGAAACUCGGCGAAGGAGAUCAAGGAGGAACCAGAAAAGACAAAUUAACUAUAAAGAAGAUUCAGAAAGUGAUGGCUCCCAGAAGAGUUUACGACGUGGCAAAGAAAUAAGGCGAGUUCACAAGCGUAGACUUUCCAGUUCAGAGAGUGAAGAGAGCUAUGCAUCCAAGAACUCUGAAGAUGAUGAGCUAUCUAAAGAAUCAAAGCGGUCAGUUCGAAAGCGAGGCCGAAGCACAGAUGACUAUUCAGAAGCAGAUGAGGAGGAUGAAGAGGAAGGCAAACCAUCCCGAAAACGGCUACAUCGGAUUGAGACAGACGAGGAGAGCUGUGACAAUACUCAUGGAGAUGCAGAUCAGCAUGCCCAUGACAGCCAGCCCAGGGUCUUGCCCUCAGAGCAAGACAGCACCAAGAAGCCCUACCGAAUAGAAAGUGAUGAGGAAGAGGACUUUGAAAAUGUUGGCAAAGUAGGGAGCCCUUUGGACUAUAGCUUAGUGGAUUUACCUUCUACUAAUGGACAGAGUCCUGGCAAAGCCAUUGAGAACUUGAUUGGCAAGCCACCUGAGAAACCUCAGACCCCCAAGGACAACAGCACAGCCAGUGCUAGCUUGGCCUCCAAUGGAACAAGUGGGGGACAGGAGGCAGGGGCACCAGAAGAGGAAGAAGAUGAGCUUUUGAGAGUAACUGACCUUGUUGAUUAUGUCUGUAACAGUGAACAGUUAUAAGACUUUUUUUUUUUUCAUUUUUGUGCUAAUUUAUUCCACGGUAGCUCUCACACCAGCGGGCCAGUUAUUAAAAGCUGUUUAAUUUUUCCUAGAAAACUCCACUACAGAAUGACUUUUUAGAAGAAAAAUUUCAAGUCCUUAAGUCUUUCUGUGAAGUGACCAGUUUUGAACAGUUUUGAAUAAUUGCUGUAAAUUCCUUUUGAUUUUCAUUUUCCAAGUUCAUGGUCCUUGAUAAUUUCAUUCAUGGAAAAAAAAUCUUAUUAUAAUAACAACAAAGAUUUGUAUAUUUUUGACUUUAUAUUUCCUGAGCUCUCCUGACUUUGUGAAAAGGGUGGAUAAGAAUGCAUUCCAAAUCUGUGAGGGCCAAAAAUAGAAUUUAGGGGUGGGAGAAAGCACUUGUGCUCUAGCUUUUCAUAUUAAAUAUAUAUUAUAUUUAAACAGUCAUGGCAUAGAUAAUGAUUAACAGACCAUCUAAAAGCUCAAGUCUGAACUGUUGCCUCCUUGAGAAUUGUAGAUAACAUCAUACAUAAGUCAUUUAGUAAUAUCCUUCGUGAAAUCAACUUGUUUACUAUUGGAGUUACCACAUUUUAAAUAAAGAAGAGACCGUGAACAUACCAUCGUUUAAAAAAAAAAAAAUCAACCUAAGUUUCUGUUAAAGUGGAGUUUCUUGUUAACAAAAUCAUCUGAAAAGCAUUUGAACAGUAAAAUCAAUGAUGAAGCUUUGACAACCAGAUUGUGCUAGCAACAAAGUUUUUAAAAAUAGCUUUAUGGACUGGUAAAAGGUGGCCUUUAUAUACUGUGUCUGAUGGGGAAUUAGUGAAAUAAAUGUGGUCUUUCUUAAGACCUAGAUGGACUAUAAAUAUUGCCAAUAAUAUAACUCUUGUCUUUUGGCCACUUGUGUUUAAAUAUCUGAAGUUCAUUUUGAAGAAAUACAUCUAUAUAUAACAUACAUGAAGAGAUGCUAAGCUGACAAUGGUAUUUUAGCACAUUUGAAGACUGGGAAGAGAUUUUCAGGUGAAUUUUAACUGGUCUAUUCUUGCCCGUAGUAUCUACUUCAAAUUGAAGUCUACAAACAAGCAGUUCCUUUGGGAGGUUUUUAGUUUGAGUUUUAGCGUGUGUGUGUGUGUGUGUGUGUGUGUGUGUGUGUGUGUGUGUGCGCGCGC
Molecule: messenger RNA, 5814 nt
Organism: Fukomys damarensis (Damara mole-rat)
Lineage: Eukaryota; Metazoa; Chordata; Mammalia; Rodentia; Bathyergidae
Gene: Rsf1
Product: remodeling and spacing factor 1
Exons: 16
Coding region: 338-4651 (1437 amino acids)
Biological process (GO): regulation of DNA-templated transcription
Cellular component (GO): RSF complex
Source: RefSeq, a predicted model, not a curated record